Messenger RNA from Cladocopium goreaui, 843 nucleotides. Lineage: Eukaryota; Dinophyceae; Suessiales; Symbiodiniaceae. The record is from the annotation of a GenBank genome assembly.
CAGAAUUGCAGCUAGAGCAGCCAUGGAAGCAUGGCAGGUGCACGUGAAGAAGGACUCCUUGCACCUUCCACGCUGCAGCUAUACCACUGGCUUGGUCGCUGCAUGGAAAACCAACGAUGGCUGUUGUGUCAUUGUCUCGGAGUACAUCGCUUUGCUGUGUGCCAUUGGACUUCAAAUCUUUUCUCUCGAGCCAGCAUAUCAAUUCCUUCUUCCAGUUUUUUGUCCCUACUGUGAGGCGGUCCUGCUGGAAGCUGUCUUUCUAAUCAAGAUGAUGUUUGAUGUGAAUGAAACUAUCGACAUCCUGUGUUGGAUUCUUGUGGCAAAGCGUCUGGAAGAUACGGAAAGUUAUGACGGGGUUUCCCCACCAGCACCACGCACUAUCAACUGCAAAGGCAAGAUCCUAAGCAUCCUCUUUUUUGUGCUUCCGAAAGUGGCCAUGGAAAUCUUUCUGAUCCGCAUGGGCACUCACAUCAUUAUUUGGACUGAGGAGGGUGCUUUGCUGAUAAGGUUCCUUUGUGUGAUUUUUGCCAGCGAAUUGGAUGAAUUGGCCUACAAUUCACUCUCAUCCCAGUUGUUUGGAAGAACUUGCAUUUGCUUGAAGGCCGUGACCAUCGAAACUGGGGCCGGCAGGAAGGUAUAUGCACUCCUCUCACUCAUUUGCAAGCUCUUGCUAGGGGGAGUAGCUUGGAUUUGGAUCCGCUGGCAGUUGCAAGUCGCCUGCAAAGACGAGUGACUUGUUUUUCAUUGUUCGUUUUCAAUUCGUUUCACGUACAAAUUUCCUUGGAGUCUUGGAGGCACCGUCGUUCUGCUGGAAUGUUAGAAAAAAACACGAAUAGAGCAAAG